AUGGCUGGAAGAUUCUCUGCUUCUCAUAUAUUUACAGGAGUGCUAUUAGCAACAGUGUUAUUACCAGAGUUUCUGCUGGCUGGCCCCGUGGCUCAGCGUCUGAAAGGAGAUGAUGGAAGUGAGGAGAGGGUAACUGAGCUUGCAUCACCUAAACGACUUAUCCGCAACAGGAGAAACAUUAGCUGGUACAAACAGCACUCUGAUUUCUGGAACUGGUACAAGUUCUUCUCUGACAAUGGUAACCAGGAGGCUCUUCAGGAGCUGGAUCGUGUCUACCUCGCGUACCUUCAGAACAAAAAUAGGGCAGAGGGCCGUCGCUCCCACAAACUCUACCUCCGUCACCUGAGUGAAAUAUACAAAUCCUGUGCUGAGUCUGAGGACCCAAACUGCGUGGCUUCAUACACCAGCAGGCCCAAACCUAAGGCAGAGCCACCCAAGCCUGCACCAGUCAAGGCCUGUGACCCUUAUAAGGAUCCAUACUGCCUCUAUUCCAUGGGAUAUGGCUACCCAUAUCUGGCACCUGCCCCUGUCAAGUCCCCUGCCCCACCUCCUCCACCUGCACCUGCUCCAGUCAAAGCUCCUGCCUACAUACACAGCCCCGUAGUGAAAGAUCCCCGUUCUGGCUACUACUACUAUGCCCCAAUGGUUCAGUCCUUCCUGACCUCAGAGCAGAAGGCGGAGCUCUUGCGUAUCUGUGAUGCUGAGGAUGUGGAGUGUCUGCAGUACCAUCUACGUGCUGCCUAUGGUUACAGACCAGCCUCUGGGUCUGUCCCAUCCUACGCCCAUCUCGGUUGCGAUCCCAAAACUGACCCGAAAUGCAUGCCCCAGCUGGUCCAGAAGACCCCCUCUGGCCUGUAUCUCCGCUACCCACACUGUGACCCUCGCGUCGACCCAUACUGUGCAUAUGCUGCUGCCCUACAGGCAGCCCAGAACACUGAAGCUCCUUCUCCCUCAGCCCCCCUAGAGCGACCCUGCAACCCUCUCUUUGAUGACAACUGCAAUCCUCUGACGGCAACCAAGUUUGCAAGCUUAGGCCUGGAGCCCGAGAGUCCCAAGGACGAGCCAGCUUCAGCUUCCGGUGCAUUGCGUGCUCCCGUUGACCCUUAUGCCAUGUACCGCGAUGCUGCCACAGCGGCCGCAAUGCUCAGGCACCGACCGACCCAACACCAGCUCCCACGCCAACAUUACCAGUCUCCCUACCAAGAGGAGAGUCGCCACCCGCUGGGACCUCGCGGGAAGACCAAGGAAGGCUAUGACUGUUUCAUCGGUUAUGAUGAGGAGUGUUUCCCUCUGAGAGGCCAGACCGAGCCGCGCUCAGCCACUUACAGGCAGACUCCCCAUGCUGCAGAAGCCUAUGAGCCCCAUCUCAAUGCUGAUGGCACCAGGAACGGUGUGAUCGAGCCUGAUCCUGACUGCGACCCAGAGUAUGACAGCAACUGCCGUCUGCGCCGCUACGAGCCAGAGGCUGAAGCGGCGGUCAACCAGGAGGAUCAGAGAGCCCGCCCUGCUGAGGAACGUCAAGAGGAACCGGCCCGGCACGUGGAAGCCCCUCAGCACCAGGAGCAGGCCUACCGUGAACAGCAGCAGCAGCAGCCAGAGGCACCCAGCUACGACCAGCAUCUUUAUGACCGUUACAUGAGUGGGCAGGAGGACCCCUAUGCUGGCUAUGGACCUCAGGAGCAACCCUCCAGCUUCCAGGAUAUGCUCAGAAGAUAUGGAGAUGUUUUUCCAAAUGACCACCGUGCCUACACAGGAGACUACAGGAAGAAGUGA
Messenger RNA from Chanos chanos (milkfish), 1773 nucleotides. It is a transcript of the gene and1, whose product is annotated as actinodin1. NCBI's taxonomy places the organism in Eukaryota, Metazoa, Chordata, Actinopteri, Gonorynchiformes, Chanidae. The record is from RefSeq and is a predicted model, not a curated record. Bases 1 to 1773 code for a protein of 590 amino acids. The transcript has 4 exons.